UCAACAAGAUUGUAUGAUUGAACGCAUAACGUUUCAGGCAUGGACGACUGAUUUUGGCUAAAACCAGGUGUCAAUUUGAACACAUGUAAAUGAUAAAAGAAAAUGGUGUAAAUUAGAAAUCCUGAUGUAUAUUAUAACAAAUUAUGUAAAUGAUAAAACCCAAAAUUAAUUAGAAAACCUGGUAUUUCACUUUCACUCUUCAGACCAGAAAGAAACCCCAUAGUACGAAAAAGAACCUUAUCUUGGAUUCAACACCUAACCUGAAAUAAAACACUGUAAACCCAAAACAGAACCUUUGGUCACAAACUGAACCACUACUUACAGAUUGAACCACAGGCGUUGCUUUGAAAUCUGAACCCCUUUACCUGAACUGCAUCUCAUCUCAAAUGGAAAUCUAUUUCUUGAAGCCUCUGAUAUCAAAUAGAAAUACUUGGUUCAAAACCAUACUUUGAAAAAAGAGAACAGUUAGUCUCAAAGAACCUCAAGAUCUCUAGCAGAACCAUUGGCUUUGAAAGGUGUUCAAUGUGGCGCGGUCACAAAUAGAACCAACAACAUGAAAUAGAACAUGUAUGAAAUAGAACCUCAUUCAUUAAAUAGAACCCAUGUAUGAAACAGAACCCCCUUGCAUGGAAUAGAAGAUAAUGAAAUAGAACCCCAUGCAUAGCAUUUAAACCCGUUAAUUCAAUAUAACCUCAUGUAUUAAAGAGAACCAGAAUCAUAAAAUAGAUCCCUGGAUCCAUACAGAAUCCUGAUCUCAAUAAAAUAGAGCAGUUCUAUAAUAGAGCUGUUCUAAAAUAGUGGUUCUAAAACAGAGCUGUUCUACACUAGAGCUGUGCUACAAUAGAUCUGUUCUACAAUAGAGCUGUUCUACAAUAAAAAUAUUUUGAUAUAUAAAAGGGAAACCAUCGUUUUGAACCUCUUCCCCUCCCUUCCCCUCAUUUGAUCCAAUUCAAAUAAAUUAUAAUUUUCAUAAAUUGUAAUCCUUCCCAUCAAUUGUAAUCCCUUCCGUCAAUUGUAAUCCCACCAAUCAAUUAUAAUCCUUCCCAUCAAUUGUAAUCCCGUCAAUUUUAAUCCCUCCCAUCAAUUGUAAUCCCCUGGAACACGAAUGUAAUCCCUCCCCCCUCAUACAGAACACCAGCCUCCCCACACGACCCCAGCCUCACUGUGGUGCCAUACAGAGUCUGAGUGCCACACCUGCGGUCGACGCCCCAGGGAAGCGGGUGGUGGAUAGGGCGUCCCCAGCCUUACUUCGCGGGCCUUCCUACCAACCUCACCCUUAUAUCCGGCCAGACAGCCUACCUCACCUGCCGGGUCCACAUGCUGGGGGCCAGAUCCGUGACGUGGAUGAGGGUGCGGGACCUCCACAUCCUGACAGUGGGCCUCGUCACCUACACAGCUGACGACAGGUUCCAGGUACUACACAGCUCGGAGACAGAUGACUGGACGUUACAGCUACAGUCCAGCCAACCACGAGACUCCGGCGCCUACAAGUGUCAGGUGAACGCUGACCCCAAGAUCGCCCGGAAUGUCUACCUUACAGUCACAGACAAGCGGGUGUUGGACGGCCAGCUGCACCGGAGCCCGCCCUUCCCUGGCGCCACUGGGGAGUAUGGGACAUACAUCCUAGGGGCGCGGGAGAGGUUCCUGCAGGCGGGGUCGUCACUGUCCCUAGUGUGUGUGGUGACCCACACUACAGCGCCGCCCACCGCCCUCCUCUGGUACCACGACCACACCGUCCUUGACUACGACUCCCCCAGGGGCGGCAUCUCCCUCCAGGUGGAGAAGACCGGCGAGCAGACCACAUCAAGACUGCUGUUAUCGUCUGUGGGGACCAGUGACUCCGGCAACUACACCUGCCUCCCCGUCAACGCUCCCACGGCCUCUGUCUCUGUCCACGUCAACAGUGACGAGCUACGGGCGGCCGUGCAGCAGGAAGUCUUCAACAGAGGUUCCUCCGUCACCGCCAGCCGUGGUUCCCACCUCCUGACGCUGCUGGUGACGACUCUGCAGCUCCUGCAGACAGCAGCAGCAGCAGCCCUCAGCACGGCUCCCAGCAGCUCAUCCUAGCAGCAAUGUCUCUCACAGCCUUCCUUGUCGGCCCUGUCUGUGAGGUCACCACAACUCUUGUCUUGGGUGAUGUAAGGUCAAAGUUCAACUUGGAAGAUACGAAACUUAAUUCUGGAGUCUCACUGGAUUUCCCCUUAUUUAAUAUAUAUAUAUAUUUUCAUUCACUUGGAAAACCGAAGAUUUGAACUGGGGUUCGGAAAAUACGAAAAAAUACAUUAAAUACGUUUUAUAAAUAGACCGUGAUGAGCAGGUAAGGUAAUUAUCAGUUGAGAGACAGUACAAACUAUAAGUUACUGGACUGACCAGUCGUGUGUCAGUAGGUAAUUAGACGAAGGGCGUGGACUCUAGCUCUUGGGCUCCCUGAGCGGCACCGGUGACUACUCCACUAUCAUCAUUGGCCCAAAAUUUGGGAAAGCGCCUUCUUUUACGAACCAUAGGGUUAAUUACUCUAUUUAGCAUUCAUGUGUUAUCAAACGUUUAUUAUACUCAAAUGCCCAAAAAUAUAACAUUUAUGCUAUGCCCCUCUUGAAGAAAUAAAAUGCUCUGUCAUCUA
Messenger RNA from Procambarus clarkii (red swamp crayfish), 2620 nucleotides. The record is from RefSeq and is a predicted model, not a curated record. Lineage: Eukaryota; Metazoa; Arthropoda; Malacostraca; Decapoda; Cambaridae.